UUAUAUACUCUUUGGUGAGUCAGACUUCAGAGUAAAUUGGAGUAAAUAUGUGUUGUGAGUCGUGAGUGGUUAUUGCUAGUGUCUUUUUUCUUUUAAUUCUGCUGAAGUAUGUGAUAAUAGUGUAAAAUUAAGAUUUUAGUUUGUCUCUAUCAAAUAUUUCCUCACGAUCUCACAGUUACUGGUGUUGCUCACGUUAAGCAUUUUAUUCCACGCUAUCAACAUGCGUAAAUGUUUGAAAUAUCGUGCUGCAACAUGGACGACUCGAGUAAAUUCCAGCAAAUGCAAGAUGAAAUGUCGAGGUUUGAGGCGGAGAUCUCUGGAUCGGAUAUGGUUAUACGACCAGUGAUUGGAGCCGCUACUUUUGGCGCUGUACAGCAACAGCUCGAGCGCUCUGUGCCUCCUCAAGCGGCUAUGAUGCCUCAGUUCGACCCUUCUGUUAUGGGAACGCGGCUGAUGUAUCCUAGUGUACCACCCCCGCCACCUCCUCCAUCUAUGAUGGUACCAGCUUCUGUACAGAGACUGCGACCAACAGGGCCACCUGACCCUUACCCUGGACCUAUGCCGUUCCUACGACCUGGACUACCAGGUCCUCAACUCAUACCCCCACCACCCCCUAAACCUCAGCCCGUAGUGUUGUCAGCGGCGCCCAAACUGUACAAACAGCCCAAGGAUGAUGAGCAGAAAAAAGAGAAACAGGAAAGCAAAAAACGGAAACGUGAGCGCCCACCGACCCCACCUCGGGUUUCGCCACCUGUGCAGGAAACUCCGCCGCCGGCCCCGGCACCGCCCCCUGUUCUAACGGAAACUAGCGCUCCCAAAGGAAAAAAGGAGAAAAAACAUAGAAAAGUGGUGAGGACGGCUGGUGGUCAAGUUUGGGAAGAUGUGACUCUACUAGAUUGGCCUGAUGAUGAUUUUAGAAUGUUCUGCGGGGAUCUCGGUAACGAUGUUACCGAUGAACUUCUGACACGGACCUUUGGCAAGUAUGCAUCGUUUCAAAGAGCCAAGGUGAUCAGAGACAAGCGAACAAACAAAAGUAAAGGCUUUGGUUUUGUAAGCUUUAAGGAUCCCGGUGAUUUCAUCAAGGCAAUGAAAGAAAUGGAUGGUCGCUACGUUGGCAGUCGACCAAUCAAGCUAAGAAAAAGUACUUGGAAAAAUCGCGCCCUUGAUGUCGUACGCAAGAAAGAGAAAGAAAAGGCAGCCCUUCUCGCUUUACUCAUGUCCGGAAAUAAGAGCUGACAAAAUUAGUUUAUCAUGAAUAAGGACCUGUAUCACCGGUUUUGGAUAACGCUGUUUGACGGAUAACGGUAUCCAACAGAUAAGUUUUGAUGUAUUAUUUCUUUUUCCCAUCAAAUUUCACUAUACCUCCUGCUGUUAGUCAAUUCGUAACUUAUACUUAUAUAGAACUGGUGAAACCGGCCUUAAGUCAAAUGUAAUGCAAUGUUUUAAUUCUAUUGUUAGUUUUACUUUAUUGUAACUUAGCGCCUAAUAAAAAUAUGUUUAUAUAA
This is a messenger RNA of Melitaea cinxia (Glanville fritillary), 1505 nucleotides long. Its product is annotated as RNA-binding protein 42. The record is from RefSeq and is a predicted model, not a curated record. The transcript is spliced from 8 exons. NCBI's taxonomy places the organism in Eukaryota, Metazoa, Arthropoda, Insecta, Lepidoptera, Nymphalidae. The coding region runs from base 229 to 1236 and encodes 335 amino acids. Gene Ontology annotation, molecular function: mRNA binding.